AUGACAAACCAGAAUGCUAACGAUCCAACCAAGGAAAUACGAAACGUGCUUUCUCAAAUGGUACAGCGAAAGUAUGAAGCCCCAAUCGAUGGUUAUCAGACUUCAGCGCCACCAAUAUCUAACGCAAACCUAGAGUAUCUGCGCGGUAAUACCUCAGACAAAGACUGUGCCAAGGUCUUCGAGGAAUACCAGAAAUGCCUCUCGAAAACCCUUAAGGAACGAGGGCUUGAUGGCAUGGUGAAAGAAGCCCGCAAUGGCAGUAAAGAAAGCGACGAGGAGUUUCUGAAGAAGGCUUGCGACAAAAGCAAGUCAUGGACAAUAGCCAUAAACCUGAUACAAACUCCCGGCAGUGAAAGGACGUUGAAGAUCGAUGCGAUGCCAAUAGCGCUCGAGACAUGGGAUAUAGAAAACAUAGACAACGACAUAGGAGGAAAGGAAGUCAUCCUUCAAGAGAGCUAAAAGACGAGCCACCGGUAUUCCAGAAGAAAACGCGCUUGAGCGCCGUUGGGAAGCAAAUAACUUCUUACCUCGAUAUCUUAAUACCACAAGCGACACAUGGAAUAUUCGUCCAGGAUGCGCAAUGCCUGUUGCAAAAUUUCCUUUGCAGCGGGGUUUUCUUCCUCCAACCCGUAGUGCCGGUAAUCGUCGAUGAUGUCCGAUAUUCGUCUUUUAUCUGCUGGAACGCGUCUGCCUGGUUUCAAGCCUUUGUUAUAUCUUGAUUCCAAGUCUUUGGGCGUGGCGGGGGGAAACCUUUUGUUGAAUUCGGUUUCGAUCUCCCGCCAAGUUAGGUUCGUACCGAGCCGGAGGGUUGCGACGAAGAUAUCCUCUUCAACUGUCCACUUCCCAUGCAUCUUAUUUCCUUGGUGGAUCGUAUCAGCUAGCGAGGACAAGAGAUAGUUGUGAAACUGUUAUAUGUGAGAACGUGGUAUGAGAAGAGGUCGUCCUUGUGUGUAUGAGUGUAUGUACGUGUUGACAUGUUUAUGUUUUUAUUCAAAGAAUGCCAUUCUCACUGGUUUUCACCUCUGGCGCAUGGGAAACAACGACAAUAUCGCCCUGGUGAAUCUUUGCCUUGUGUUCCUUUAAACCAUUUGCUAUCUCAGCCUAUGUGAAGUUUUGUUUAAUAAUGGGAUAAUUGCUUCUGCAUGUACCUUCUUAGAGCCUUUCUUGGAUACCAUUUUUCUUUGUCGUUUCCCCC
Histoplasma capsulatum G186AR is the source of this 1195-nucleotide messenger RNA. RefSeq lists its product as uncharacterized. Lineage: Eukaryota; Fungi; Ascomycota; Eurotiomycetes; Onygenales; Ajellomycetaceae. Bases 1 to 459 code for a protein of 152 amino acids. The record is from RefSeq and is a predicted model, not a curated record. The transcript is spliced from 3 exons.